This is a messenger RNA of Paracoccidioides lutzii Pb01, 225 nucleotides long. RefSeq names its product DNA-directed RNA polymerases N/8 kDa subunit superfamily. The transcript has 4 exons. Gene Ontology annotation, cellular component: RNA polymerase III complex; RNA polymerase II, core complex; RNA polymerase I complex. The record is from RefSeq and is a predicted model, not a curated record. Bases 1 to 225 code for a protein of 74 amino acids. Gene Ontology annotation, biological process: transcription by RNA polymerase II; transcription by RNA polymerase I; tRNA transcription by RNA polymerase III. Gene Ontology annotation, molecular function: zinc ion binding; DNA-directed RNA polymerase activity; DNA binding.
AUGAUUAUCCCCGUUCGCUGCUUCUCGUGUGGAAAGGUUGUUGGAGAUCUCUGGGAACGAUACCUAAAGCUUCUUGAUGAGGGCGUGCCUGAUGGGGAUGCAAUGGAUCAGCUUGGCUGUAAACGAUACUGCUGUCGACGAAUGCUCAUGACACAUGUUGACUUGAUUGAAAAGCUUCUUCGAUAUAAUCCUGCGGAGAGAGAUCGAGCGAAAACCCAACUGUAG